AUGCAGAAGAGCGUCCGUUAUAAUGAAGGCCACGCGCUGUUUCUGUCCGCGGUGGCGCGUAAAGAGGGCACGAAGCGAGGCUAUCUGAGCAAAAAAACUACAGAGAACAGUCGCUGGCAUGAAAAGUUUUUUGCUCUUUACCAAAACCUACUUUUUUACUUUGAGGGCGAACAGAGCGCUCGACCCGCCGGGAUUUAUCUUUUGGAAGGAUGCACCUGCGAGCGCACCCCGGCACCCAAGAUGUCCUCGACGGGAAAAGAGUUAAUGGACAAACAGCACUACUUCCAGAUUGUUUUCGGACAUGACGGUCAGAAGCCCCUGGAGCUUCGAAUAGAGGAAGAGAAUGAGUGUGAUGAAUGGGUGGAGGCGAUUCAGCAGGCCAGUUACUCUGACAUCAUCAUUGAGCGCGAGGUGCUGAUGCAGAAAUACAUCCACCUGGUUCAAAUAGUGGAGACGGAAAAGGUAGCGGCCAAUCAGCUGCGGACUCAGUUAGAGGACCAGGACACUGAGAUUGAGAGGCUUAAAUCUGAGAUUGUAGCUUUGAACAAAACCAAGGAACGGAUGCGCCCAUACCAUGUUCCUCAUAAUAAUGAAGACCCAGAUAUUAAAAAGAUCAAAAAGGUACAAAGUUUUAUGCGAGGCUGGCUCUGUCGGAGGAAAUGGAAGAUUAUUGUCCAGGACUAUAUCUGCUCCCCUCACGCUGAGAGCAUGAGGAAACGUAACCAGAUAGUGUUCAACAUGGUGGAGGCUGAGACAGAGUACGUGCACCAGCUCUACAUCCUGGUCAACUGUUUCCUGAGGCCUUUGAGAAUGGCUGCCAGCUCCAAGAAGCCUCCCAUCAGCCAUGACGACGUGAGCAGCAUUUUCCUCAACAGUGAGACCAUCAUGUUCUUACACGAGAUCUUUCACCAAGGACUCAAGGCCAGGAUCGCCAACUGGCCCACCCUAGUGCUGGCGGACCUCUUUGACAUCCUGCUACCGAUGCUGAACAUUUACCAGGAGUUUGUGCGGAACCAUCAGUACAGCCUGCAGGUCCUGGCCAACUGCAAACAGAACCGUGACUUUGACAAACUGCUCAAACAGUAUGAGUCCAACGCCGCGUGUGAGGGACGCAUGUUGGAGACUUUCCUCACCUACCCCAUGUUUCAAAUUCCACGGUAUAUCAUCACUCUGCAUGAGCUGCUGGCCCACACUCCUCAUGAACAUGUUGAGCGUAAAAGUCUUGAAUUUGCCAAAUCCAAACUAGAAGAGUUGUCACGAGUGAUGCACGACGAGGUGAGUGACACAGAAAACAUCAGGAAGAACUUGGCCAUUGAGCGGAUGAUUGUGGAAGGCUGUGACAUUCUACUGGAUACAAGUCAGACUUUUGUAAGGCAGGGCUCGCUGAUCCAGCUGCCCUCGGUUGAACGAGGAAAACUCAGCAAAGUUCGUUUGGGCUCGUUGUCCCUGAAAAAGGAAGGAGAGCGUCAGUGCUUUCUCUUCACUAAACAUUUUCUCAUCUGCACGCGCAGCUCCGGAGGCAAACUGCACCUGCUCAAGCAGGGCGGUGUGUUGUCCCUGAUAGACUGCACCCUCAUCGAGGAGCCAGAUGCCAGUGAAGAGGAAUCCAAAGCUGGCCAGGGAUUUGGUCAGCUGGACUUUAAACUGGUUAUAGAACCAUCGGACCUGCCUUCUUUCACUGUGGUUCUCCUCGCACCUUCUCUGCAAGAAAAGGCUGCAUGGACCAGUGACAUUAGCCAGUGCAUUGAUAACAUUCGUUGUAAUGGCUUGAUGACAAGUGUGUUUGAAGAGAAUUCCAAAGUUACUGUGCCUCAUAUGAUCAAAUCCGAUGUCCGUCUCCAUAAAGAUGAUGUUGACAUUUGCUUCAGCAAGACGCUCAACUCCUGCAAGGUCCCGCAGAUCCGUUACGCCAGUGUGGAGCGCCUCCUGGAGCGGCUCACAGACCUGCGCUUCCUCUCCAUUGACUUCCUCAACACUUUCCUGCACACGUAUAGGAUCUUCACCACUGCCGCUGUGGUCAUGGACAAGCUCGCAGAUAUCUACAAGAAACCCUUCUCUUCCAUCCCCAUCAGGUCUUUGGAGUUGUUCUUUGCCACCAGUCAAAACAACAGAGGUGGGGACCACAUUAAUGAUAAAUCUCCUCGUCUUUGCCGCAAGUUCUCCUCCCCGCCCCCCCUGUCCAUCCAGUCCCGCACCUCGUCCCCUGUACGGAUGCGUAAACUGUCCCUCCACUCUCCAGUCACAUCCAAGGUGGGAGGUCUGGACCUGACCAGUCCUGUGUCCAACCCUACCCUGAACCACAACAGCUCCCAGUCUGCAGGCAGCAGCCCCACCUCAGCCAGCACUCCUCAGACCCCCACCCCCCAGACUCCGACCCUGAGUGCUGUGUCUCCCCCUCCUCCCUCCACCUCCCCUCCUCAUGGCAACCCCACCUCCCCUCCACAUAGCAACGGCAGGCUGCCCCAGGACCAUGCCCCUCCCAUCCCAUCAUCUCCAGACCAGAGCACCAGCCCCAAUGCAGAGGGGGACGAAGUGCCCAGAGCUGACCCCUUCUGUGGCAAACUGCGCCGCAGCAUUCGCAGAACGGUGCUGGAGUCUGUGUCAUUGGAGAAAAUCCUUCCUGAGUCCCCCCAGAGCAGUGAAGCAGGAGAUAUGUCGCCAUGCCGAUCCCCUUCCACACCUCGCCACCUCCGCUAUCGCCAGCCUGGAGUCCAGUCUGCAGAAAACUCUCGUCACUCAGUUUCUCCAGCUUCGGCCUUUGCUAUCGCCACCGCCGCCGCAGGACACGGGACUCCACCAGUAUUUACAAACUCUGAAAGAACGUGUGAUAAAGAGUUCAUCAUCCGCAGAGCUGCGACUAACAGAGUCCUGAAUGUGCUGCGCCACUGGGUGUCCAAACACUCACAGGACUUUGAAAUGAAUGCUGAAUUGAAGAUGUCUGUGGUGUGUCUCCUGGAGGAGGUUCUUCGAGACCCAGACCUACUGCCUCAGGAGAGGAAAGCCACUGCUAACAUACUGAGUGGUCUCUCACAGGAUGAAAUGGAGGAGUCCCAACUAAGGAUAGAGGAUAUUUUACAAAUGGCGGACUGUCCGAAGGCUGAGUGCUUUGAGUCUCUGUCGGCGAUGGAGCUAGCAGAGCAAAUAACACUACUGGACCAUAUUGUCUUCAGAAGCAUCCCCUAUGAAGAGUUCCUGGGCCAAGGCUGGAUGAAAGUAGACAAGACCGAGCGCACGCCUUACAUCAUGAAAACCAGCAAGCACUUUAAUGAUAUGAGUAACCUGGUGGCGUCUCAGAUCAUGACCCACACAGAUGUAGGCUCGAGGGCCAGCUCUAUAGAGAAGUGGGUGGCUGUGGCUGACAUCUGCCGCUGUCUCAACAACUACAACGGCGUCCUGGAGAUCACCUCUGCUCUUAACCGCAGCGCCAUCUACCGCCUGAAGAAAACCUGGGCCAAAGUCAGCAAGCAGACUAAAGCACUGAUGGACAAACUGCAGAAGACUGUGUCAUCAGAAGGUCGCUUCAAAAAUCUGAGGGAAACUCUAAAAAACUGCAACCCUCCUUGUGUGCCAUAUCUGGGAAUGUAUCUGACAGACUUGGCCUUUAUUGAGGAAGGAACACCAAACUUUACCGAAGAGGGUCUCGUUAACUUCUCCAAGAUGAGAAUGAUUUCCCAUAUCAUCCGAGAAAUUCGACAGUUCCAGCAGACUCCAUACAGAAUAGAGCACCAACCCAAGGUGACCCAGUACCUGUUGGAUAAGACUCUGAUCAUGGAUGAAGACACACUAUAUGACCUCUCCCUGAAGAUCGAGCCCAGGCUUCCAGCUUGAGUAGGGGGGGGCUGCUAUUGGCCAAUGAUUGCAGGACCCUACGGCUACAUGGCCAUUUCAUCUUCUGAUCAGUGCAGAUGGAAGAGUGAAGCAAAGUUAUGACAGCUUUGUGCAUAGAACAAUGAGAAAGACUGAUGUCAUGAAGAUAUCCGCUGAUGUGGGAUUCAGCUGUGAAUGGGGUUGCAGAACUAUGGCACUUUGAGAGCAGGAAAGUGACAGAUGUUAUGGAGCUGGUAGGAAAUGGUUUAAAACGAAUGGCAUGCUGCUGUGCACUCAUUAUUGAUAGUGAAACAGGCAGAUCGGGGAAGCUGGAGAGUUUGUCUGCGUGGUGGGAAUUGAUCAAAACUAUGGAUUUUACUGAUGUAGCAAAUACAGAGUGUGUGGAGGAGCAGUUUUGGAUAGUUUUUGUAGUCUUUGUUCUGCUGCCUGUGCAUUUCUGUUUUGCAUUUUACUCAGAGCAUGUCUCCCUACAUGCUUCUGUCAUGACAAAGAGCUAGCAUGAUUUGAGCUCAAGAUAUUACUGCGCAAAAGGCCUUCAUCUUGACCCUGAUUCUGCCUUAUACUCAGAUACUGGUCUAUGCCACUAUUGCAUCCUCAGUGUUGGAUAUGCUCUCUGUUACAUACAAACAGAAAAAUGUGACAUGCUUGAUGUUUUUAUUUUUUGUACCUAAGAAUGCUAAAAAUAUAUGUGAAUGAUGUUAAAGGUUAUACAUUUUUGUGCCUUCUAAUAGUUUAUGGGUCAGUGUUUCAACAGUGUUUGCAACACCCCCUUAGCCACCAUCCCAAAUUGUACACUCUUAGUUUAAAAUCGUCUACAGGUCCUCCAUGGUCAGUAAAACAAUAAAACAGGUCGUAGGUAAUCGUAGCAUGUUAGUGCUGAUUAAGUGAAUCAUUGCAACCAAUAUCCCUCUGGUGUUUAGUCAGUUCCUGAACUUGUGCAGUUUUUGUGCUCAGUUAGGUAGACUGGACACAGGCUGGA
Messenger RNA from Boleophthalmus pectinirostris (great blue-spotted mudskipper), 4807 nucleotides. RefSeq names its product Ras protein-specific guanine nucleotide-releasing factor 2b (gene rasgrf2b). Gene Ontology annotation, cellular component: plasma membrane. The record is from RefSeq and is a predicted model, not a curated record. NCBI's taxonomy places the organism in Eukaryota, Metazoa, Chordata, Actinopteri, Gobiiformes, Gobiidae. Gene Ontology annotation, biological process: positive regulation of GTPase activity; Ras protein signal transduction. Gene Ontology annotation, molecular function: protein binding; guanyl-nucleotide exchange factor activity. Bases 1 to 3828 code for a protein of 1275 amino acids. The transcript is spliced from 28 exons.